AUGCCUUGUGAGAGUUGUGCAGUACAGUUUAGUGUAUUUAAGAGAAAACGGCUCUGCUCAGAAUGCGAGCGGUACUACUGCAGUGGAUGUCUGCGACGCGGAGGCGGCACUAUGUGUGCGCCGUGCCGUGUCCUUUCUACCAGACCACUCUUCAGACAAACCAUAGCCCACCUCAAAGUUCGUGAUCUCCAGUGCUUUCUAAAGCAUCAAAAUGUUUCAACUCGAGGUUGUGUUGAAAAGGAAGAGCUUUUAACUCUGUGCAUAUCUCAUGUCAACAGUGCGGCAUAUAAAAAACAUGGACCUCGUAGUGGCCCCAGUCCCCUGACAUCUACACUGAAAGGAAUAACCAAUAAUUUCAAUGAGUUCAUCACUUCAACAUUUGAUUUACGGACGGGACAACCAGCACCCCAACCCAAUAGAAGUAGUUGUUUUAAUGCAGCCCAUGCGCAUUCGCCCACGAGUGGGUCCGAUGUCGGUGACUCAAAUGGAAUAAUUGGUGACAGAUUAUUUAACCUCACACCUGGUGGCGAGAGUGACGUUCGCGUCCACGUGCCUGAUCCUGGCCCCAUUUCACCCGAGCCCCGCAGCGAGUCCUUAGAGAGUACACGGGUUGACACUAUGGACUGCUUUGAGAUCGAAGACCUUGACGACACAGGCUGGGAGUUCGUUAAUCGGCCGGCUGCCCCACUGCCAAAUGAUUCGGAGUACCUAAUAACGAAUGAAGAAGUAGACAAUAACAUCUUAGCGGCGGGGCGCUCGGCUUCAGAACUGGACCUGUCCCGGCCGGGGUCAGACUCACAUCUAGACACAGUUAGCUUACAAGACGAGCCCGUCCAUUCCCAAACUGUUGAACAGGAAGCUACACCUGACUUGCCGCAACACAUAGAUUUGGAACACAUUAAGCGAGCAUCGGACCUCAAUGCGCUGAACGUGAAACAGUUGAAGGAAUUGCUGGCGCGGAACCGGGUCGAAUAUCGGGGCUGUCUCGAACGAGCCGACCUCCUUCAGCGAGCGAAAAUGCUUUGGACCGACCACGAAAAGUCGAAACAAGAUAUUGACAAGCUGCCGCUGGAAGACUGUUGCAAGAUCUGUUUCGCGGCGCCACUUGAAUGCGUGCUCCUGGAGUGCGGCCACAUCGCGGCCUGCACCGCCUGUGCUAAGCAGUUGCCAGAGUGCCCGAUCUGCCGGCAGUACGUCGUGCGCGCCGUGCGGUUCUUCCGCUCGUGA
Leptosia nina is the source of this 1227-nucleotide messenger RNA. The record is from the annotation of a GenBank genome assembly. NCBI's taxonomy places the organism in Eukaryota, Metazoa, Arthropoda, Insecta, Lepidoptera, Pieridae.